Symbiodinium sp. CCMP2456 is the source of this 2901-nucleotide messenger RNA. The record is from the annotation of a GenBank genome assembly. Lineage: Eukaryota; Dinophyceae; Suessiales; Symbiodiniaceae.
GCGCAGCUCCGUGAGAAGCUCCUUGCAGGCGGCGUCGUGAGGAUACCGAAGAUUUUGCCCGACAGUGUCGCGCUGCUGGCUCUGAAGACGCUGCAGGAGAUGCCCCGAGAGUCCUGGAAUCUCACCCAGGCCAACCGCGACGCAUCGAGGAACAACGUGGCACACCGCUUCUCCUCCCGACGCUUCGGCUCGGAGACCCUCACCCACCUCUUCCGCGUCCUGGGUGAACUUCUCCCAGGUGAGCUGAACUCCUUCUCUGCAGGUCGGUAUCUCCACGGAGAUCACAUCGAGAGGCACGACGACCGUCAGUACACCGAUGUGCGCAUGGAGGAUGGAUCCACGGUGCUUUGCUCCCGGACGGUCGCGGUGAUCUGGUACCUUACGCCCGACUGGCGCAAGGAGUGGGGUGGGGCCUUCCACGACUUGGAGACCGGAGAAGAGGCACUUCCGAUGGCAUCCAGCGGUCACCCGAGCAUAUCGCCCAAAAGCCUCACCCGGGUUCAGCAAAUUGUGAGUGGCAGCGCUCCGGUUUAUCAGAUGUCAGGUAGCCGCCCCGUCCUUGGAUCCAGCUUCGGGUCUUUGCUUCCUGGCCUGUGGAAGCUAAAGAGACGAAAAGAGGUGCAUGACACCGAGUUUGCCUCCACCAGCUAUGUGAACUACAGCUCCAUGGCGGUGUACAUCCUCUUCACGGCUUCCCGGCUGCGCAUCGGCGCACUAAAUCAUGACGAUGCCGUUCAUGUGGCCCAGUGGCAAGGCUGUGCUGCUUGCAGGAGUGGUGUCCCAGAGCAUCUGAACCUGCUGGGCGUCUACUUGGGUGUGAUUGCCUCGACUGUGGUUGGCAUCGCCAUGGCCCAGAGCACUCAGCUGGCCCUACCCGUGCCGGAAAGGUUUCUUGAGGACACCACCAUGGUGAAGAUAACCCACGCCAUGGGUGUCGGUGACUUCUCCGCUGUGAGGUCUAUAUUCCUGCUUGGUGUGUUUGGUGGGCUCGCCUGCGGUGUCGUGGGCGCAAGUUUAAUGACACUGCUGGCGUAUUGGCCCGCGGCCAUCGAAGUGCUUCUUGCCCCAGGUUCAGCGCAGGCACAGCUGGAGAAUCCGGGCUGCGACCUCCUCCCUUCUGCGACCGAGGUCGGGAAUGUGAAUGCUGAUGCGGCGGCCAGUGCCGGGCAGACCUCAUGCCUCAUACAGCAGCGUGCAGAUACCGGCAAAGCCGUGAUUGAGCCGAAGGAGUCGCCUUUCUCUCCUGCACAGUGGCAAUGCAUUUCGCAAUACGGUGCAAGCGUGGAUGCCGAUCUUCCUGGUUUCGCCCGGCGUCUCGAGCAAAGACGCUUUGGAGGCACCGGCAAGGCCAGCACGGAUGGCUCGGUCAUCUUGGGCGCUGGCUUUGGCACCACAGCGACGCGAUCUCUGGCAGCUUUUGCUCGCCAGCUGGGACUCGCUGUGCACCACUGCAAGCAGGGGAAAAGAGAAGACAUACCGGAGUUCUGGAUGCGGCUGAUGAACAUCACGAGCAUGCAGCACCCGAACGGCCUGGAUGGCUGCCUUUCCGCCGUAGAUGCCAUGAACUUUUCCGAGGCCUUUGACCAGGGCGACGACCUGCUUUUGGACACCCCGAUGGCGGAGCAUUUCCUUGACUUCUACGCCGUGUCACCACAGUCUAAGGUCAUCCUUACCAACCGCAAUGCGGUGGAUUGGGUGAAAGCCCGGCUUUUGUGGGAUGAGACCAUGGCCGCCCCACUCCACAGCCCCUGUGGCAUGAAGCUCCAACCCAUGAGUCCGGAGACGGCGGUCCGCCUCUACGAGGCACACAAUCGACUCGUCCGCUGCAUCGUCCCAGCAGAGAAGCUCACGGAGAUCAACGUUUUCGAUGGUUCAACGCUUGAUGUUCCGGCAUUGUCAGAUUUCCUCGGCAAGGGGCGACCAGAGUUUCCGCCGCUCUUCCCGCGAGUGAGCGAUCAGCGCUGGGGUGACGAGGCCAAGAAGGACUUCGCCAUUUGUAUCACAGGGCAAAUACGCCGGCUGGAGCUCAAGACGAAGGUGGAACGUCUCAUUCGGCCUCUCAUGGAAAGCAACUUCCGGGUCGUUGUAGCUCUCGUCUUGGACCCACGAGAGCGCUUUGACGACUUCGUCGUGGUGGACGGCAAUUUCUCAAGCCUGCAGCAGGCAGCCGAGAUGUUCCCAAGCGGCAUCACGCUGCUCGGCGAUGCGUUCAUCCCACAUGACUAUCCCGUGGACGCGCGGUAUGUGGAGGACUUGUACAGUCAGUUACCUGAAAUGGGCUUUGAGCAUGCCGGACACAGGGCGCAGUCGCACAUGCGGCAGUGGGAGGCCCUAGAGCGCUGCGGCCAGCUCCUGAUCAGCCCGGUGAGUCACGCAAACUACACGCUGAGGCUGAGGGACGACAGUGCUAUCUUGGAGCCAUUCGUGCCACGCCUCGACCUGCUAGACGAAUCAGGGCUUUAUGCCCCGGCGUGUGGCAGCUUUGGUGGUGUCAACGACAAGUUUGCCCUGAUGGUGGGACGAGGAACAGCCGAGCAUUACUUUGCCCUUUCUCUGGACAUGGUGCGUCAUCGGUUUGAUGAGAUUCACCAGCUCAUGGUGUCCAGUGUACCGCGACGCUGCAACCCGGAGCAUGCACUUAAAAUUAUGUUGGAUCUCAACCAGACGAAGAUCAAGACUCUGGAGCCUGAGGACGUACCCGUCGUGCCUUCGAAGAACCUUCGCCGUGACGGAAAGACAUAUCAGUGCAUCUACACCUUGAAUGACGACUACAACGAGUGCAUUCCGGAACGGAGCCGUGUACGCAUCACGGAUAUUGAAGGAGGAUUCAGCGUCCGCCAGACAGGCUCGCAGCGUGCGCGGCCAGACUUCCUUUGCGAUGGCACGGAGCUAGGCUUCUAG